UUGACCUCACAAAAUCUUCAGGUGGUGGUGGAAGGUUGCUGGAAUAGGGUAGGCUUACCCGCACGGCAACCACGGCCGACGCACCGCCACAUGCUGCGUGGCGGCCGGCGCCACAGUUGAACCCCUCCCUCCUCACUCGCAGCUCCAGUUGUUCCUUCUCAGGCUUUGAUGAAGCUUGCAGACGCGCCUGGGAAAUUUCGCGCUGUGCUUCCAUGUACCCUCCUCCACGCUCGUGGCUCAAAGUAAACACUGCGAUCACUUCCGCCCACCAUGGAGGACGAGCUCAUCCAGAUCUUGUCCAACACGCAGCAAGCGGACGCCGGCAUCCGCAAGGCUGCUGAGCUCGAGCUCAAGCGCAACAACCUCAAUCCCGCUUUCCCGCAGGCUCUCGCCAACAUCGCCUCGCACGCCUCAGUCGAUACCAAGGUUCGCCAGUCCGCCCUUUCCACCCUGCGUCUGUUCAUCGAGGACAAUUGGGCCCCAGACCCCGACAAUGAGGCACCUCAAGUUCCCAUCCAGCCGGAGGCUCGGAUCCAGCUGCGGGAGAGUCUGCUCAACCUCGCCAUCAUCGGCGAGGAGGAUCGGAGGAUCAAGAUCGCCGCUAGUUACGCCGUUGGCAAAAUUGCCAUGAACGAUUUCCCCGAACAUUGGCCAGAUCUUCUCGAGAAGACGCUCGCCGUCAUCCCUGCCGGCUCCGACACGCAGCUCUACGGCGCCCUCCGAGUUCUCGGCGACCUCAUUGAGGAGAACCUUAGCGAGGACCAAUUCUUUUCCAUGGCCCGCGACAUUGCCCACACGCUGACCGAAACCGCCCUUAACGAGAACCGACGACCGGUCUUACGCGCGCUCGCCAUCUCCAUCUUCCGCUCCUGCUUCGAAAUGAUGGAUAUGAUCAAGGACGAACACGGCAAGGAAGUCAAGGCAUUCGCAGAGGAGCUCUUGAAGCAGUGGAACCCAUUCUUCAUCACUGUGCUCAAGACACGACUGCCAGAGGCCGAUCUUAGCGGCGGUCAGCAGCCCGAGGCGUGGAACGAUCUCAUCACCCUGAAGCUGCAGGUGGCCAAGACACUCAUUAGAAUUCGCCGCGUCUUCCCAUCUCUGCUGCUUCCACAGAGUACUGCCCUGUUCUCAGCCGUGUGGGAGGAGCUGAAUUUGCUUCAGGACGCCCACUCGCUGCUGUACAUUGACAACGACGCCCAGGGCCGUCUGGAAAAUGCCGACCAGCUGCCGUACACCCUCGACUUCCUCAUCCUGGAAGAGCUUGACUUUCUGAACCAGUGCUUCCGCGCCGAGACCGUCCGAGCCGAACUCGAUGUGCAGCUCAAGGCGCAUGCCUCUGGCGCCGACGUGCCGUGGAUGAUCGAGAUUGUGCGCAUGCUGGUCUCGUACGCGAGGAUCUCGCGUGAAGAGGAGGAGCUCUGGGACAUUGACUGCUCGCUGUUCUUGGCGGAGGAGACGUCGGUCUCGGCAAACUACACUGCCCGCGUCGCGGCCAGUGAUCUGCUCAUCAAGAUGGGUGAGUGGUUCGAUCAGAAGACCGUGGAGGCCCUUUUCGCCUUUACCAAGACUCUGUUCCCCGGCGACGGAUCACCUUCUGCGUGGAGGAACCAGGAGUCCGCACUGUUCCUCUUCGUCAUGCUGGAGAGCGACCGGCAAGACCUUGAAAAGGGUCUCCCAGCUCCCAUCUCCGCUGCGUACCUUGAAUUGGUCGACUUUGCCAUUAACCGUCACGAGGAGCCUCUUCUCCGUGCCAGAGGCUAUCUUGUCGCCGGGAUGCUGUGCCGCGCCAUCGAGCUGCCGGAUGUAUUGUUGGAUCGCAUCAUCACCUCUAUUGUGCAAGAGGAAGCCGAGGUUGUUCAGGUCUCCUGCAUCAAGGCAGUUGAGGGCUUGAUGAAUGCUGAAAAGGUGUCGGUCGACAAGCAGAUCCCCAUCAUCAAGGCUAUAGAGCAGUAUAUGAGCGGCAAGGAUCCCGAGGAGAUGGAGUCGGCAGACGAACUCCUCGUCACGCUCAGCGAGGCGCUUCGUGCCGCUACCCGCAUGGACUGCCGCGUCGCUCUGUCCAGCGAUGUACCCUCAAUCGACUUGCUUUUCCUCCUGGCCAGGACCGGUGCCAGCAACUUCCAGGUCACUAUGAUGAUUUCGGAAGCCAUGGAGGAGAUUGUGCGAAGUCUGACAGGAGCUGAGGCCUACGCUGCGCUGUGCAGCAAGGUCCUGCCCACGCUGAUGGGUGCUUUCGAUGUGUCUAGGGUCACGGACGAUAGCCCGCUCGUCACCGUCGCUGUUGAGCUGUUGGAGGUUCUGACGCAACAUGCCUGCGAGCCUCUCCCGCCCGGCUUUGUCUCCGCCGUGUUCCCCAAGCUCACCCAGGUGCUGAUGGAGUCGAACGAGGGAGACGUGCUGCGACCGGCGGCUGAAAGCGCGAAAUGGAUCCUGCAGCACGACCACCAGCAGGUCUUCGAGUAUGCUGACGAGAACGGGCGAGCGGGCCUCGAGGUCUGCCUACACGUUAUUGACCGUCUGCUCGGGCCUUCCAUCGAGGACAACUCUGCCACCGAGGUGGGCGGGCUGGCCGCUGAGCUGGUCGAGAAGGCCGGACACGACCGUCUUGGCCCAUUCCUACCACAGCUUCUACAGGCUGUCGCCAGCCGUCUCGCGACCGCCCAGGCCGCGCAACUCAUUCAGUCGCUCAUCCUAGUGUUCGCCCGCCUCUCCCUGAACACUCCCAAGGAGGUUGUGGAUUUCUUGGACUCGGUCCAGAUCAACGACCGGAAUGGAUUGCAAGUUGUCAUUCCGAAAUGGCUCGAGAAUUCGGUCAACUUUGCCGGUUUCGAUGAGAUCCGCCAAAACGUCAUCGCCCUCUCCAAGCUUUUCACGCUGAACGAUCCUCGCCUGGCACAGAUCCAGGUCAAGGGUGAUCUUGUUGUUGCCAGCAACGACACGCAAAUUAAGACUCGCUCGCGGUCGAAACAGAGUAAGCCUGGAGACCCCGACUUUCCCAUCAAGAAAAUACUUGCUCAAACGCCUCCAGACCCAGACCAAUGGACCCAGGUACCAGCGCAGGUGAAAAUUAUCAAGCUGCUCAUUGACGAGCUGAUGCUCGCGUCGGGCCACAAAUCAGCCGCGGACAUUGCCUCUGCCGCCGUUGGCGGUGAGCUAGACUCGGACUCGGACGACGAGGGCUGGGAGGACGACGAUGACGCGCUGGAUCUAGGUCUCGGCACAACAAAGGCCGACCUGAUGUCCAUCCUAGACGGCCCAGGUCGACGCUACCCCGACAACGAAACGAACAAAUAUUUGACAGAGUUCUUCACGCGAUGCGGCACAGAGAACCUCGCCAACUUUAACGACGUAUAUGUAUACCUCACCGUGGAGGAGCAAAAGAAACUCCACGAUGUGGUCAACAGCCAGGUGCAGUGAAUUGGGCAAGGACGUGACAUGGCCCAUUUCACGCGAAUAAGGCUUUUUAUGAGGAUAUGGAUAAUGGACUAAGCAAGGCUCAAGGGCCAGGAUGAGAGGGGGGGGGGAAAUGCUCAUGCUCAUGGGACUGCGAUGAUAUCAUGGUUAGCAUUAGCUGGAGGCUCAAUAUUACUGUCAUUAUGCCCCAAAAGGACGAAAUAUCCUAGCGUCUCCGCGUGCUCAUCGUUGGGAGCCCACGUCCCGUUUCAUAAAUGUCGUUUCAUUAGCUCAUACAGUCAUUCUGGUCCCACGUCCCAAGAUCUCUUAUCAUACAAG
Molecule: messenger RNA, 3732 nt
Organism: Emericellopsis atlantica
Lineage: Eukaryota; Fungi; Ascomycota; Sordariomycetes; Hypocreales; Bionectriaceae
Product: armadillo-type protein
Exons: 2
Coding region: 271-3417 (1048 amino acids)
Biological process (GO): protein import into nucleus
Cellular component (GO): cytosol; nuclear envelope
Molecular function (GO): small GTPase binding
Source: RefSeq, a predicted model, not a curated record